Molecule: messenger RNA, 6680 nt
Organism: Dicentrarchus labrax (European seabass)
Lineage: Eukaryota; Metazoa; Chordata; Actinopteri; Moronidae
Gene: mypn
Product: myopalladin
Exons: 21
Coding region: 250-5661 (1803 amino acids)
Source: RefSeq, a predicted model, not a curated record
GUUGCUACUUGUGCUGGUGACAAGUUACCCUAGCUACUCGGCUCCAUAUUUCCCUGUAAACUCCAAGGUUAACGCCGCGCGACAGAACCGGGAAAAAGUCCUGGGCAGCAGCCGGCGUCCCCAUAUUUUCCCCCUCAGGUGGCGGCAACCUAGAAGAACCAGGAAUCUCUCCCUCUUUUGAGCACAGGUGCACUCUGGGGGAGGAUUUGCCAGUCCUUCACAGGGGGCCAGCUGGGUUUAUUCUGAAGCAUGCAGGAGAGCACCGACCCACCACCGUCACUGUCUCAGCUCUUAAGAGAGAGCUACCUGGCAGAGGCCAGAGCCCAGCAGCGCCACAGCGAGAUGAGCCGCUCAGACGCUUCGUCCUCACGCCUCCAGAUCUACGGGUCCCUCAAAGGCAAAGCCGAGGACUCCGUGGGCCACCACGACCCCCAAUUCCCGGACCUCUCAGCCUUCUUGAGCCAAGAGGAGCUGGAUAAGAGCGUGAACCUGGCCUGCCAGGCCAUCGGACAUGAGCCUCGCGAGGAGAGGGCAGAGGUCAAGGCCUCGGUCGUACCGUUGACCUCUUUCUCUGAACCCCCGUCUGCUCCCAUGGCGAGCCCCUCUCCUGCUCCUGUUGCCGCCCCCUCCUCGCUGCCCUUCACCCAGCCACUCCCUGAGUUCAAAGAACUGCCAGCAGCGACACACACAACAUUCACAUCGGACAGAAAGAUGCACAAAGCAUCGGCGCUGCAGGAGAACACGACCAGGAACAGCAGUGACGCCAGUGAGGGAUUCAACGACUUUAACAGGGCGGGGAGGACAGGGGCCCCGUACGGGCCGGAGACCCAGUCCAAGAAGGAGUUCCUCAACAAGGCAGCAGACUUCAUUGAGGAGCUCUCCUCUCUCUUCAAGGCCAACAGCUCCAAGCGGGUUCGCCCGAGAGCGUGCAAAACCCACCGGAGCAGGUCCCAGAACAAGAGCCAGAUCGAUGGGGCCGUUUAUCCCCUCGGCCCAGACAACAGGGAGCGCACCGCCGUGCCCGUGGAGGAGGAGAGGGAGAGACCUGGCCCCGCUGUGAGCCACCAACCAGAGGUCCAGCUGGACUCUGGGAUUGGGCACGUGGAGUUUCAGGACUGCAGGAUUACUGAGGAGCAGCAUUACGACUCUGUUACCCAGGAGGUGGCGGAGGAGGAGGAGGAGGAGGCUGGAAGCUGUGCCCUGACAGAAACUACAUAUCCAGUGGAUCCCGUGUGUGAGCCUCCUCAUUUCAUCCAGAAACUGAAAAGCAGGGAAGUCCCGGAGGGCAGCAACGUCCAGUUAGACUGCAUCGUAAGAGGACUCCCCGUGCCUGAAGUCCGGUGGUUCUGUGAGGGCAAGGAGCUGGAGAACAGCCCCGACAUUCAGAUCGUCACCGACGGAGAGCUGCACUCUCUGAUCAUUGCGGAGGCGUUCGAGGAAGAUACGGGACGCUACUCGUGCUUUGCAUCUAACUUCUAUGGCACUGACUCCACGUCGGCUGAGAUCUACGUUGAAGGUGCCUCCUCUUCGGAUUCUGAGGGAGAACAGCACUACGAACACGUAGCCCAGCUGCAGAGGCAAUCUUUACCUCCGCUAUCGAGCCAAACUCUCUCUGCGGAAGAGGAAGACUCUGCGGCAGCCACCGAGGAGCCGGCAGAGCAGCUAACCAACCAAAUAAUCCCAGAACCUCCUCUACCGGUCCAGACAUCAGUCGCCAUACUUCCAGUGCCAGAGCUCCCUAAAACACCUGUGGCAUCCACAGCUCAGGAGGAGGCAGCCGUGUUCCCUGUCCAGCUGUUUCCUAAUUUGUCUCCCGGUGAUACAGAACUUCCAGAAGGUCCGGAGGUGUCGGCAUCUGUCUCCGUCACAUCCACACCGACAGCAGCAGCCGUAGACACACCUUUGACCUCAGUGGUCUCGUCUCUGCUGCCUGUCCUGGCAACUCCGACGCCCCAACCUGAGAGUCAAACCUCCAACUACAACUAUCUACAAGGGUUGAACGGGCAACCUAUCAUGGCUGCCCCCGUGUUCACAAAGAAUCUGCAGGACCUCCUUACGUCUGAAGGCCAGCUGGUGGUGCUAGAGUGCCGCGUGAAAGGGAUGCCGUCACCUCGAGUGGACUGGUACAGAGAGGGAAAGAUCAUAGACGACUCUCCUGAUUUCAGGAUCCUGCAGAAGAAGCCGAGAUCUCCGGCUGAAUCAGAGGAAAUAUGCACUCUGGUCAUUGCUGAGGUCUUUUCUGAAGAUUCGGGGAUGUUUACUUGCACAGCCAGCAACAAGUAUGGAACCGUGUCCAGCACUGCUACACUGAGGGUCAAAGGCAAUGGCAGCAACAGCAACCAUGUGAGGCCUUUCACCAGUUUAAUGGUGGAGCCCAGUCGAGUCCAAGAACCUUCCCCAUUAGCUCCCACUUUAAUCCCUCAACCAGAGGUUACUGUGACCAACAGCAUCAAGCCCCACUCCAGCACCAUCCGUCUGGACCCGCUCGUCUCUAGCACCCUACGCCUGGACCCCUUAAACACCAGCACCCUCCGUCUGGACCCCCACAGCUCCAGCAUGUUGCGUCCGGACCCCCUCCGCACCAGUCUACCCAGUCUGGAACCAUCCAGCCUGAACAGCAGCAGCUCUGGCCUGAACUCUUGCAGCACCAGCACCCCAAACUUAGACCCUUUCUACCUCCACCAGGGCCCUAAUGGAUCCAGUGGAGCACGUCCAGAACCACAGAGUGGCCCUGUGCUCUCGUACCUGAAACCCUUUGCGUCUCCACCUGUGUUUGAGACUUCAGCUGAGCAGGAAGUGUCCAAACCUUCAGUGACAUCGUCAGACAUGGGCCCCAAAUUUAAGGGGACCCCAAACCAUCAGAACGGGAGCCCCAUCGUGGUGCCCCUCCCCGAUCCCCCUCCCAACUCCUGCCUAAAGACAGGCACCUUGACGAACCACAAAGACUCACGCUCCAGCUCCAGAGUCGGCCUGCGCGUGCACUUCAAACUGCCUGAGGAUGAGGAGGAUGAACAGAGAGACACAUCCAGUCUGUCUGAUGAAGACAUCAAUCAGAUGUCACUCAACAAAGAACCACCACCAGUACGGGCUAAACCCAAACUGGACCCAGCCCAGCUCCAGAUUCUGCACAACCAGGUCCUCAUGGAGCAGCAGCAGGAGACCGAACCUCAGACCCAAACCCACGUCCAGCCUCAGUCCCACCCACCUAUCCAGGUCCAGAUCCAGCCUGAGGUCCAAAGCUCCCACGAAGGUCCACCGUGGUCACCCAGAAUGCAACGUGAACCCAAUCCACCACCUUUCAAGCCCUAUCUUAACACCACGAUGCCCCCGCAGCAGACAACCCACUCUGCACCUCCGCUGACCACCGCCCCCUCUGCCCCAACACUCAACACCACCUUUUCACCCCUCGUAAACACUUCUCCUGCUCCUCCUGUGAGCUCCCCUCCUUCGAUUCCUCAGCUAAAGACUUCCUCACUGGUGACCUCCCCUCCAACUGCCCCACAACUGAAAACAGCUCCUCCUUUCAGUAUAGCUCCUGUAACCCAGAUGAACACCAUCCACGCCUCCUACCUCAACCUGUCCCCCGCAGCUCUUGCCAGAACUGCACCAACACCCCAGUUUUACUCUCCACCUGCACCCGUGUUUAGUACAGCUCCUUCUGAUUCAAUCUCGGCCUUGCAGCAGAUCACAUCUCCCGCUGCUCUUCUGAGAAGCACUCACGCCUCCCUCUUGAACCUCUCCGCCACCUCCAACACCUUCAACUACGCCCGGCCUAAAGAGUUCAUAGCUGCUCAGACCUUCUCACCAGUCAGGAGUCCUUCCCCAACAGAAUCACCAGUCCCUCUGCUCCACGAGCUGGCCGCCGAGCUCAACUCCUCUGCAGCAAGCUCCCCGACUCUCCCGCCAUUCUCCCCACCACCCAGGACCUUCCCCACAAGGGUGCUCAAGUCUCCCACCAGCCCUCCGUCCCUCGUGUCCUCGCCCACACCACUGUCGGCGGCAUUCAUGAACAGCAUGUUCGCUGUACGAGCCCAGUCGCCUCCACAGGCCUCCUCUCCCACCUCCAGCAGCUCCACCCCGAGUCCCAUUCAAAACCCUGUGGCGUUCCUGAGCUCCGUGCUGCCGUCCCUGACCCCGAGUCAGCCCACCAACUCCAUGGGUCUGCCCAGGGGAGCUCCUUUAGGACUAAAAAAGACCGUACCAAAAGUGCGCUUCCAGUCAACUGAAGACAUUCGCGAAAGCAAAGAACUUCUCAUCCACGACAUUGAGAAAAAGCUUCGAUCGAAAGACGAUACUCCGCAAUUUGCACAUCAACAGAAGCUGAGUAUUGAGGGGAAAACAGCGAGCAGACCCCUUGGACCAAACAUUCCUGCUACUGUCUUUAACUAUGAUGAGGAGUACAAAGUGUCCAAUUUUGAGCAGAGACUAAUGAGCGAGAUUGAAUUCCGUUUGGAGCGAACGCCAGUGGAGGAGUCAGACGAUGAGGUGCAGCAUGAUGAUGUCCCGACAGGAAGAUGCAUCGCACCAAUAUUUGACAAGAAACUGAAGAACUUCAGAGCGAUGGAGGGAGUGCCCGUCACGUUGUCAUGUAAAAUAGUGGGAGUCCCUGUUCCAAAGGUGUACUGGUUCAAGGAUGGAAAGCAGAUCUUGAGGAAGAACGUCCAUUACAAGAAGAUAAGAGAGGGGGAUGGGACCUGCGCUUUACAUAUCGAGUCUACGACCAACGAUGAUGAUGGCAACUACACCAUCAUGGCAGCUAAUCCACAGGGACGAAUCAGCUGCUCGGGUCAUCUGAUAGUCCAAACCGGACCUCCCCGAAACCGACUGACACCUAUUCACUCUCAGAGGGUGCGAACCCGCAUACAGGAAGUCGAAAGCGAGCAAACCGAGGAGCGCUUUUUCCGGCCUCACUUCCUCCAGGCUCCAGGGGACAUGUUGGCUCACGAGGGAAGAUUGUGUAGACUAGACUGUAAGGUGAGCGGCCUCCCCAACCCAGAGCUGAUGUGGUUGGUCAACGGGAGGCCAAUCUACCCAGACCUUUACCACAAAAUGUUGGUGCGGGAGAAUGGCAUCCAUUCUCUGGUUAUCGACCCUCUGACGCAGAACGACGCCGGCACGUACACGUGUAUUGCAAGCAACAAAGCCGGGCAGAGUUCCUUUAAUCUAGAACUGAAAGUUGUGGAGAAAGAGAUGAAGCACCCUCCCCAGUUCUUGGAGAAGCUGCAGAACAUGGGUAUUCCUGAGGGAACCCCAGUCCGGCUGGAGUGUCGGGUUGUAGGUAUGCCUCCUCCGGUUAUCUUCUGGAAGAAAGACAAUGACACUAUUCCUAAAACUAAGGACAGAAUCAGCAUGACCCAGGAUGCAACAGGAUAUGUGUGUCUCCUCAUCCAGCCAACAAGAAAGGACGAUGCUGGCUGGUACACGGUGUCAGCAAAAAACGAAGCUGGAAUUGUAUCCUGCACCUGCAGGAUUGAUAUCUAUGCACAGUGGCAUCAGAGCAUCCCCGCACCCAUGAAGAAGGCUCAGCGCACAGGCAGCCGCUACGCAGCUCUGACGGGCCAGGGGCUCGACAUCAAGUCGGCUUUCCCCACAUCGGACACCAGCCCCAUCCUGUUUUCCAGCUCCCCUCCUGAGGUCAUGCUAGAGAGCGAGGAGCUGUGAGCGAGUCUGCAAACACUCCAGCAUGGUGACCCCCCCCUCCCCCUCCCUUACAGAGGCCUCGCUCUGUGACCUCCAACGCGAGGAGAGUGCGAUGAGAAGAAUGAUGAUCUGAGCAGAUUGUCGUGAUUUGUGUGAUUGCAUUUUGAAGUGAUACAUUCAGAGUAGAAUGGCAAAUAAUUACUGUGUUAAAGCUAUCGGCACUGAUAGAGGGUUUUUGUCACCAUUCCUAUUUACUCAAGUCAUAUGAAAGAGUGUUUCACAUACAGAUUUUACAAAGUCUUAGCUCAUGAGCCAUCAGUGGAGUUGAAUAGGUUUGUUUGUUGUUUUCUACAUCAUAUUCAGCUCCAAUAGUGAGAUUGUGGCUGAGUGUUGGUAGCGUCGGUUCUUAAAGUGGUACUAGCCACCAAUAUAUAUACCUGAACUGGUAGUAAUAGCUUCUUUUAAAGGUUUAUAUAAAAAAAAGUAGUUAUAAAUUAUUGUUUAUUAAUAAUCAGAGAUAGUUUAUUAGACAUUUGAAUGUCCCAUUUAGAUCUAUUUAUUUAAAUGGCUCCAGCAAAGUGAGAUUCUUUCUACAUUUAAUUAAAUCCUUUCUCGACGUUCAUCACUGGUUCACAUUUUUGCACCAUGUUUUUUUCAUGUGCAUGCCAACGUACAACUUAACGAACACACUGUGUCUGCUCAUAAACAGUAAUAAUAAUAAGCUGUUAGGUGAGUCUCAUUCAUGGUUAGUUGUUCACACACAAACACUUUCUUUGAAUUUUUUGUUUUGAUGUCCGGUUUUAAUUAAUGUAUCAUCAGAAGAAUGAGUCAGAUUAGGCAAAAAAAAUCUAUAUUUUGACUGUUGGCUUUGCUUUAAAAUGACACCGAACAAGUCAAAUGUACCCUGCAAAUGUUAUUACUAAAGUCAGUUUGAAAACAUGUUGAAGAAAAGUUUAAAAGCACAUACUCGACUGAUGUAAAGUUGCACAUUGUAAAAUAGUUUUGUCCUUCUCAGAAUAAAGUUAUAUUUAUUCAAACGA